AUGCUCCAAUUAAUAAUUGAUUUACUCGGACGAUUGACGAUGACAGCUGAUGGAUAUGAACCUUUACUGCGUGCUUUUGAAGAAAUAGUAUUAAGCUACAAUGAAUUUGUGGAAAGGGUCUGCGCAGCAGUCGUUCAUGAAAAAAAUGAUCUUGUCAUGAAUCAAUUAGCUGAUAUAUUCGCUAAAGUAGCUUUUGAAAAGCAAACUUUAGUUUUUAUACAAAAGAAAAUAUUAAAUGAUCCAUCACUUAAUAUUUUUCUGAAGAAGUGCGUGUGGAAAAUCGGCAAAUUGAUUGGACAAUCAAAUGUGAAUAAUUUUGAUCAAUCACUUGCAUCAUUUAACAAACAAUGUUUGCAAUUAAUUACCAGUCAUUGUGAACCAUAG
Rotaria socialis is the source of this 384-nucleotide messenger RNA. The record is from the annotation of a GenBank genome assembly. Lineage: Eukaryota; Metazoa; Rotifera; Eurotatoria; Philodinida; Philodinidae.